Messenger RNA from Porites lobata, 1565 nucleotides. The record is from the annotation of a GenBank genome assembly. Lineage: Eukaryota; Metazoa; Cnidaria; Anthozoa; Scleractinia; Poritidae.
GCCCAUCAACAGCCAGUUGAAUGUGAGAUAGAGGUGGAGAUUGAGCAUGUUGGGGAUAAUUAUCAGGAGGUCACUGAUUGCAACUUGCAGUCAGGUCGUGAGCAUUAUCAGCAGGGAGCUGCCAACAUACCUCAGUUGGCUGUUUAUUCUCCAGAAAGUCUGGAUACUACCGGUUCCGCUGUGCCAGAAUGGACUUCAUACAGCCCACCACUUUAUAGAGUCAGGCAAGUACCACACAAUAUUGCAACCAGCUUCUAUGCCUUAAUUGUUGCUGCAAGUGACGUUCAGCACUUUUUGAGUAUAUAACCUGCCACCAUAAAAUUUAUUGUGGAAUUUUUUAUAGACAAAAUAGCAGUGGUUCUAAAAUACAGCUAGGUCACUAAUUUUCAUAGGUCAGAGUACAGAUCACCAUACUGCAGACAUUAAAUAAACAUGAGCAUCAACAGCUGUAUCUACGUACUACAAAAUGUUCCUUAAGAUCUAGGGAAAACGUAUAUGUGGCUAGUAAUAAUAAUUAUUACGUUUAUCAAUGGAACAGUUACUUCUACUUUUGACCAGCUGUGGAAUGUCCUCAUGAAGAAUUAUUCAAUAUAGUUCAAUAUAGACUGCUUGUGCAGUCUGCCUUUUCUCUUAAAAUCCGACCAAUUCUUAUGCCAGCAAGCAAGAUUACAAACAAUGAUACAAUAAUAAAUUAAAGGAUAAGGAGGAGACAAGAUGGACUGCUGAUUCUUUAGUGCAAAUCCUUAUAUUUUUCUUCUCAGGCUUAUGCCACUCUCACAUGCAUGGGUAUGCGUGGGUUAACACGCGUAGAGUAAUUUUGCAAAGAAAAAUAAGAGACUGCUUGCAGACUAAAUUCAGUAUGAUGGAGAUUGUCUUGUUAAAUUCGUGCCUUACAAAAUUGGAAUCAGUAUGUGCUUUCACAAAUGCCAAUGUCUUGUCUAAUCCUGCCCGCAACAACCUGAAAAGUGGGCAAAUGCUCCAAAUGACAGUUCUUUGACUAUGAGGGAACUAUUGCAAGGAAGGUGACAGCUCUAAAAUGCCUGGCCACAGGCAGAGUGGUAAAACUUAUGUACAACGUCAAUAAUUAACUUCAGUUUUUACUCACACCAACUUGAAACAACAUCAGGACAGGAAACAUAAAGUGGGGCCUUGCUUGUGAUGUUUUAUGUAAUAAUACUAAAUUUGUUUGUUUUGUUUUGUUGUUUGUUUCUAGGUUAUUAGGCCAUCCAGGACAAACAUUAUACCCUGACAGGACCUCUUCUGGUCAAGAGUAUAUUGUUUGGGAAAUAAGUGACUUCCCCAUGCACCUUCAAGACACUGUGGAUGGAAACAUAGAGGCAAUUGAGAGUCCAGUGAUGAAGACGGGUAGAUAUGGGUACAGCUAUCGCAUCCUUAUCUUUCCAAAAGGUACUAAUGGUGAAGAUGGAAAUCACAUGAGUGUGUUCGUUAGCAUGAUGCCAGCAGGAGAAGAAAAUGUUAACUUGAGGUGGCCUUUCCGUGGGUUGUUCAUUAUCACCUUGAUGGAUCAAUCUGGCAAUGCCAACCCCCAAAACCACAGCUGCACC